GCAAGGACCCAGUGGCCCGAUAACUCAAAACCGAAUCUCCUUUGUCCGCUGCCCUUCUAAAAUCCCACCCGCCGUCGUCGCUGCUGCCACCGCCAUGCUCUCAUGAACACCACAAGACACUGGCCCAAGAGGGCCUUUAUCCUCUCACGUGCGCUAUCACGUGCCUUUUCCGACACCCCUUCCCCGACGUUCCCUCUGAAGCACGUGACACGAUCCAACUUCGACUCGGCCCUCGUUGAACUCCGUUCGCACGUUCGAGCUGCCGAUUUCGUGGCCAUCGACAUGGAAAUGACGGGGGUAACUAGCGCGCCCUGGAGGGAAUCUUUCGAGUUUGAUCGGUUUGAUAUUCGGUAUCUCAAAGUCAAAGAUUCCGCUGAGAAAUUCGCUGUUCUUCAGUUCGGCGUUUGCCCUUUUCGUUGGGACUCACUUAAGCAGUCGUUCAUUGCUCACCCGCACAAUUUCUUUGUAUUUCCUCGUCAAGAAAUUCCACUUGAUAGGACCUCUUAUGAAUUCCUUUGCCAAACGACAUCAAUGGAUUUUUUGGCUAAAUAUCAGUUUGAUUUCAACGCUUGCAUACAUGAAGGUAUAUCUUACUUGUCCAGAGGACAAGAAGAUGAGGCUCGUAAAAGAUUAAUAUCACCUAAAGGAGAUCAGUUAACGCAUCUGUCUCAUAAUUUAAGAGAAACUAUGGACUUACCGUUGGUCCGAGUGGCUGAUGUUCUCUUCACGGAAAGAAUGAAGAAAAGAUUGGGUGAAUGGCGUGAUGAUUUAUUACAGAAUAGGGUAGGAGGGCCUCAAGAAGAAAAGGUUCCUGAUGACUUAAAUCAACAAUUUCGGACAGUUUUCUUCAAGAUGCGUCCUGCUCUGAGUUUGGAUGGAUUCACUUCUCACCAACUUAGUCUGAUCCGAAUGGUCACAAGGAAGCAUUUCAAAGAUCUUACUUAUGUUUGUUUUAACGGUGAAAGUACUUCAGAAGAGUUAGUAGUUUAUACAGACUCAGAGAGUGAUAAAGCGAGACUUAUGGAGGAGGUGAAGAAUGAUCAUCAGAGAAGCGCAGAAAUGAAGAUCAAUGCUGCAGUAGGGUUUCGUUAUGUGAUUGAUCUCCUUUCUUCAGAAAAUAAGUUGAUUGUUGGUCACAAUUGCAUCCUGGAUAUUGCUCACGUACACAGCAAAUUCCUAGCUCCUCUUCCUUCAACAGCUGAAGAAUUUGUCUCCUGCGUGAACAAAUACUUCCCAAGUAUCAUUGACACCAAAAUACUUUUGAAUGCUGACUACACAUUACAACGAAAGAUGAAGAGAUCUAGCACAUCAUUAUCCUCAGCAUUUUCAUUAUUAUGCCCAGAGAUAGCUCACGGGUUUACACGUAAUGUUCUGUCUUAUGAGCCAUGUGUUAAGGUUGAGGUCCACGUGGAUGAAAUGAGGUCUUCUAAUUGGAACUCUGGAGCCAAGCAUGAAGCUGGUUAUGAUGCUUUUAUGACAGGCUGUGUGUUUGCCCAGGCUUGCAGUCAUCUAGGCAUCGACUUUCAGCUUCAUUCUCCUUCUGAAAAUCUGACCCAAAAUGAAAAGCUGCAGAAGCACAUGAACCUUCUAUAUCUGAGUUGGAUUAAUGGUGACAUUAUUGAUCUGAGGACUGGUAACCGGUCUGCAGAGUUGUCAGGCUCUAAUAUGAUCAGAAAGCCAUAUCGAAAGAUUUUAUUUAAGAACAUCGUUUUACUCUGGGGAUUCCCUUCGAAACUGAAACCAAGUAUGAUAAGAGAUUGCAUCUGCAAAACCCUUGGUCCUAGCUCUGUUAUUUCUACAUACUGUAUAGAUCAAACCGCAGUGUUUGUUCAGUUCAGCAAGGCAGAGUUGGCAUCAGACUUUUUGAAUUUGAAGGACACUCUAGAGCAAAGUAACGAUGCAAUUUCCCAUUUGCAUCCUCUUUCACAACUUCUGGAAGGUGGAAAUACCCAUGCUGCUAGUUAUGAAACUUAUAAAGAGAUCUGUGCAUCACCUAUCUCAAAAGUGUUAUUUGCAGAUCAAGCAGAGGCUGUUGGCAUUAAAUGGAAGACCGAAUUGUUACCAUCUGAUAAAGAAGAGAGCCAUGACAAUACUCGUUCCCAUCUAGAAAGUGCAAUGGAUAGUCCACAGGCUGUUCAAAAAUCCAAGACAAGGAACACCGAGGAUGUAGUAAAUGAUUCAUCGAACAAACGGUUUUGUGACGAUAUCAUUGAUUCAUUUCUUAAAGUCGAAAAGAUCAGAAGAACCACUAACUUGUAACUCAAGCUUAAAGCUUAAUGGCAGUUUUGAGCUUUUUUUCCACACUUUAUUGCGAAUCUGUAUGACAUUUAGAGUUCUUAUACAAAUACUAGGAUUACUGAGUUGGAAAUGAGGAUCACAUUUUGAUGGCAACUUUUAGGCCAUCUUCUGUACAUUAACAGUUUGCCUUUGAUAUAAAUUAAAAUGCUGAUUCAAUUUUUUGUCA
Molecule: messenger RNA, 2464 nt
Organism: Gossypium raimondii (Peruvian cotton)
Lineage: Eukaryota; Viridiplantae; Streptophyta; Magnoliopsida; Malvales; Malvaceae
Product: poly(A)-specific ribonuclease PARN
Exons: 7
Coding region: 103-2259 (718 amino acids)
Cellular component (GO): cytoplasm
Molecular function (GO): 3'-5'-RNA exonuclease activity; RNA binding
Source: RefSeq, a predicted model, not a curated record